Molecule: messenger RNA, 3384 nt
Organism: Beauveria bassiana ARSEF 2860
Lineage: Eukaryota; Fungi; Ascomycota; Sordariomycetes; Hypocreales; Cordycipitaceae
Product: ribosome biogenesis protein Urb1
Exons: 2
Coding region: 1-3384 (1127 amino acids)
Biological process (GO): maturation of 5.8S rRNA from tricistronic rRNA transcript (SSU-rRNA, 5.8S rRNA, LSU-rRNA); maturation of LSU-rRNA from tricistronic rRNA transcript (SSU-rRNA, 5.8S rRNA, LSU-rRNA)
Cellular component (GO): nucleolus
Source: RefSeq, a predicted model, not a curated record
AUGGGUAAACGGGCUUCAGGGACGAGUGAGGGCGCUGCCGCUUACAACAAGCGCCAAAAGACAUAUCACGAUGUCCCGACUGGCGAGGAUGUCUAUGCCAGCGACCAGCUGAGAAGGCUACUGGCAUUUGAUCAGAACAUUCGAAAUGCACGACACGGCCUUCAGUCUUUCAAGAACCUUCUCGACCAAAUCAAAUCUGCGGGGGCCGACCGCGAAGCCAAACUCGCCAUUGUCCGUGGCUACCUCCAGUCUGUCCAACCCCGAGAUACCGGUGAAGAGGCCGUCUUCCUCAACGAUAUCAUGGAGAUGUGGUCAUUUGCCUCGCAAGUCAAUGACGACGGCGUCAUGUCAUCUGUCUCCGUCGUCCUGGCUCUCCUGCUUCAGGUCAUCUCCGACAACCUCGACAUGGUUCCCUACGGACUCGGCAUUUGCCAAACGCUUCUGCAAGAGCGCCAGCUCAAAUCGUUGUCGCGCAACCUCUCGGCCGAGAAAGGCAAGGGAUUCAUCAUCUCUCCGACCCUGCGACUGCUGCGCGAAGCAGUUUGCCUCGAUGGCGGUGCCUUUGCGAAGCGCAUUUUCCGCGCCCGUGCAUCUACAUUCGCAUCGCUCGCCAGAAACCUCGAGAUUGUACAUGCUGGCGAUGCUCCCGAGGAUGUGCGCAAGGCUUCGGUUCGUACCAAUGCCGUGCGCUUCUUCCUAGCCUGCCUCAAAUUUCUCAACGCAGAUGGGCGCAAGGAGCUUCUUGCCCAAAAAGAGCUAUUGUCGCACGUUACUUUCAUGAUGAAGAAUGACCCGCCGUUCCUGGCAGUGGAAAUUAUCACCUCGCUCAAGACCAACAUUCUCAUGGACUCCAAGCUUGCGCGCGAUACCAAGUUCAAGAGCUUCAACACCAAGACUUUAAUGCGCUUCCUCGGACUAUACACUUACAGCUACUCCUCUGCCGCCCCGGACGACGUCAAUGAAGUCAUUGAAAAGGCUCACCAGUUUCUCGUAUACGCAUGCACAAAUUCCACAGCUGGUGUACUAUAUCCAUCCAAGGGCUUGUAUCCAAAGGAAUCUGGCGAAGAGAGCUCGACGUCGCGUCACGCUAGUCGAGCCAAGGCCGACGGCAAUCUCUGGGCCGACAAGUUUCGCGAUGGUGUCCCCGUCUACAAUUUUGUUCUCUCCGAAUUCGCUAGUAAGCUUCGUCCAUGGUCGAAUUUGAAACACAAUGAGCUCCUCGUUGCCAUAUUUCAAGCAGCCCCCGAGCUCAUUGCCGACUACUUCUUCAAUAACCGCUCCUUUACUUUUGAACCAAAGUUGACCAUGACUUGGAUUGGCUAUGCCGCAUUUCUUUUCAACACCAUGACGAUACCUCUGCCUCCCGCUUUUGGCGAUGCUGCUCUAUACGCCAACACCCCUCCUCCUACUUCCAUUCUCCUCGACAACAUCAUUCCUCAGCCCAUCAAUCAAAAAGUCUUAAUCCGCUGCUUGUCUCCAAAAUCUCACCUCACAUCCUUCUUUGCUACAAGAAUCCUUGUUCAGGCACUCGAAAAGCUUGCAGUGGCUCUGAAGAUGCACGAAGACGGGGAAAGAAAAAAGAAGCCAAUCUGGACAGAUGCUUCAAGAAGAUUAAUAGACUCCUUCUGCCAAAGGAUACCAGAUAUGAAGGAAGUGGUUCGCUGCUACAAGGGUAUCCCCACCGAGAACGCAUUGCAUAAAACAUUAGCGAGUCGACUACUUCGGCUUUACUACGAAAUUGUGCCGCGUGUGGCACUCGCUGCCAACUUUGAUGUCUCGCCAUUCUUCGUCGAGGUACUGGGGAGUAUUCAAAAUCAGAGCAACGACCCAGUCACUGCCUCGUACGCAGUCAUGGAGCUCAAGAACUUGGUGUCAAUCGCCAGCUACUCUCCCGGUAUGCGAUGGUUUGUCAAGACAAGCAGCAGCAACGGUGGAAAGGGCUAUUCUGCCUUUACAUCACUACUGCAAAUUCUGUGCGAGAGUGACGACACUGCCCCCUUGGCCCAGCUGCAGUCGGUGCUCGCUGACGUAGCUAUCGAGAACCAGAUUGUGGCCAAGGACACGAGGUUGGUCGCUCUAUUACGUGCUCUACGCUGUGCUGCCUCGGAUUCAAAGACUGCGAAUAUUCCCUGGGCGUACUUGGACAACUGCGUCACGAGGUGUGCUGGCUCGCCGAUCAAGUACCUGGAGCAAGUCAACACGCUGCCCAAGAAUGGGCAGUUUAGUCUGCUCAAUAUCGUUCUGCAAGAGCAAUUGUCUUUUGCCCUCGAUGGCGCUGACAAGACAACAAUAACUGAGAUUGGAAAAUUCCUCUCCUUGUAUUUCAACGCUUUGAGUCUCACAGGAGAGAGCAAAGAUCACGUCAAAGAGAGCUAUUCCAAAAUCUCGGAGCAAAUAUCAGCGACAAAAGCGACCAAAAUGGCCAGCCUGGGCGAUAAAUCAGAAAAGAAGGCAUUGCAGCGCAUCGCCAUCGAAGAAGAGCCCGAGUCGAGCACCUUGGCCGAGGCCAGCGUCCAGCCCGGUGUCAUAGUCGACGAAGCGCGCCUCGAGGAAAUGCUUCACCAGGAUUUCACCCUCGAAGACGACAACAGCGCACUCGUCAAAUGGUCCGCGAAGAACGUCGAAGACCUCGUCGAAGACGGCCUCGCCGCCGGCCUCGUCAAGCUGCUCGCCUCGCCGCACACCAGCAUCCGCAAAGAAGCCCUCACCAACAUUCUCAAAAUGGCCGCCAAGAUUAACGAAUCGUCCUACGACGAGAAGAAGCAAGUCUGGCUGCUCCUCUCCGAGCUCGCCGAGUCGAGCCGGCCUCACGUCGACGCCGGCCCCGUCCCCUCGUCUUUCCUCUCCUUCACCGCGCACGCCCUCGACAUCCUCAAGAACCCGCUGCACCCGCUCUACCCCAAGAUCAACGCAUUCCUCGCCCGCAGCCCCGUCUGGCCCCGCGACAAGCUGCCCAUGGCGCACGACAUUUUGCACGGCAGCCCCGGCGACGACGACCGCUACUACACGGAGCUCGCGUGGCUGCUCGCGCACCUCCUCGACAGCCUGCGCACGCCCGCCGACCUCGCCGUCUUUCGCAGCAAGCGCUGGUUCGAAAAAGUGCUCGCCCUCGCGGCAAACCCGUACCUGCGCGCCAACUUGAAAACGCGCAUUCUGCGCAUCGUGUACCGCGCCACGCGUAUCGAUGGCGGCAGCACAACGCUGAUUACGCGGUUCGGCGUCAUGAGCUGGCUCGCGGCGCUGCGCGCGGGCUGCGUGGCUCCGGACGAUAGGGCCGUCUACGCGGCGCUGAUGCGCAGGGUGUGGGAGACGUGUGACCAGGCGCGCGUCACGGCGUGGAGCAAAGGCGGCAUUCAAAAGCUCUUGGAAACGACGCUGGGUUAG